Molecule: messenger RNA, 1732 nt
Organism: Spirodela intermedia
Lineage: Eukaryota; Viridiplantae; Streptophyta; Magnoliopsida; Alismatales; Araceae
Source: the annotation of a GenBank genome assembly
AUGGCGGCGGCGGGGACGAGGGUGCUCUCCCAGAAGGAGGCGGACAUCCAGAUGAUGCUGGCGGCGGACGUCCACCUCGGCACCAAGAACUGCGAUUACCAGAUGGAUCGCUACGUCUUCAAGAGGAGGAGCGACGGUGUGUAGAAUGGAUUGAUUGCUCUCCGCUUGCUUCUUUACUAUGUGACUCAGCUUUUGCGAUUUUCGUCGGUCUUCCCGCGUUGGUUCUUCGGGGUCUGUUGAUGGGUUGACCUUGGAGAUUCCGGAGCUCGAAUCUGGUCGUAUCCCGCGCUUGGGUGACGUCUAGGGUUUGGUUGGGAGGCCGCCCUCGGCCAUUACACUCCCCCCUGAUCCUGUCCUCGAUCGAAAAACUCAGAACUCACCUCAUGAGAAUGCCUGAUCAAUCAUCGAGAAACACAACAAGGAUGGAGCGUACGAAUCUUCCUGAAAUUGGUGGUUGGCCGUAUAUAUUAGAAUCGUGCAGGUCUGCGGGAAUACCUUCUUUGCCAAACGAUCGUGCAGGCAAUCGAUGAGUUGCACCGGGAUGGAUGUCUGGUGAAAAGUUGAAAAAAAUAAAAAUGAAGAAGCUUUGCUCAUAUCACGCGCCAUAAUCUUGCUGGGAUUUCCAGUAACAGUCUGGAGAUCAUGUUUCUUUCACAGGUAUCUUCAUCAUCGAUCUGGGCAAGACGUGGGAGAAGCUUCAGCUGGCGGCGAGGGUCAUCGUCUCCAUCGAGAACCCUCAGGACAUCAUCGUCCAGUCCGCGAGGCCCUACGGCCAGAGGGCCGUCCUCAAGUUCGCCCAGCACACCGGCGCCCACCCCAUUGCCGGCCGCCACACGCCCGGCACCUUCACUAACCAACUUCAGACCACCUUCAGCGAGCCUCGUCUCCUCAUCCUCACUGACCCCAGAACCGACCACCAGGUUAGAUACCUCGUUGACCCCAGCCCCCUCUCCAUCGACCUCAUGCUGCUGCUGACUUGUGGUGAUUUCUUGAAUCUGCAGCCGAUCAAGGAGGGGGCCCUCGGGAACAUCCCCACCAUCGCAUUCUGCGACACGGACUCCCCCAUGCGGUAUGUGGACAUCGGCAUCCCCGCGAACAACAAGGGGAAGCACUCCAUCGGGUGCCUCUUCUGGCUCCUGGCGAGGAUGGUGCUUCAGAUGCGAGGCACCAUCCUUCCAGGGCACAAAUGGGACGUGAUGGUGAGUGGGCUCUGGUGGCCGGUUCUUGAUCAGAUGGGUCGUCGUCCUCAGACUAGAGUUUGUUUUCUUUCUAUUUAGGGCGAUGUGAUUUAUUGUUUGUUGCGGCAUUGGUGGACGACGCAGGUGGAUCUGUUCUUCUACCGGGAUCCCGAGGAGGUGAAGGAGAAGGAAGAAGAAGAGACGGCGGCGUUACCACCUCCUGAAUAUGGUGCCGUCCCGGAAUAUGCCGCCGGGCAGUUUGGACUGGCCGGCAACUGGACCCAGGAGUGGGCGGAGGUGCCAGCGGAUGCGGCGGCGGCGAUUCCACCGGUUGUUGGCGGAGCUGACUGGACUCCAACGGCGCCAGGUGGGUUUUCGUUAAUUGGAGACGAUAAUCUCUUUAAACCUCGCCAUUUCUUGCUGGGUAAUCUGUAUUAUUCUUCCUGAUGGCAGUGGCCGAUGCUGAAGGGUGGGAUUCGGCUGCCGCCCCAGUCGCAGUUGCUCCUGCCAUCGGCAAUGCUGACAGCGUUGUCCAGGCGACUGGAUGGGAAUGA